AUGUCGAACUCAACGCCCUGCAUCACUCCCUUUCCGGUCACCAAGACUGCCGUAGCGGCACCAGCCACUGUGGUGGAGGGUGUCAACGACGCGAACUCAACGCCCAUCUCUCCCUUUCCGGUCACCAAGACUGCCGAAGCGGCACCAGCCACGGUGGUGGAGGGUGUCAACGACGCGAGCAGGAAGAGAGAAAGGCCGAAGACGUAUCGUGAUUAUAAAGGGAGGUUUAUCACAGCAUCUGGGACAUUUACGCCGAGGUCAUCGUUGAGGAAGAGGAGAGGUGACAUGUCUAUGAGGCUUGGAGGAGGGGACUUCACGCCGCAUAGCUUCACAGUUAAUAAAGGAGAGGAUAUAAUCAAGAGGAUCAUGUCCUUCACUGCAAAUGGUUCUCGUGGGAUCAGUGUUUUGUCAGUAAAUGGUGCGGUUGCUAACGUUACGAUUCUACCUCACGGUUCAAGCCGCAGGGUCAUGACGUUUAAGGAGGAGUAUGAGAUAGUAUCGCUGACCAAUAAUACAAUGGCGAUAUCUGAGAGCGGAGGAGUGAAAAAUAAGACCGGAGGGUGGCGGAUUACGAUUGGUGGAGCUGCUGGUGGACGUGUCCAUGGUGGUGCUUUGGCUGGGAGUCUCAUUGCAGCAAGUCCAGUCCAAGUUGUGAUUGGAAGUUUCUGGCCGUUGAUCACAAAUUCGCGUCAGAAGAGGAAGUAUGUGUCCAAAGCUAUGGUUGCUCCAUCCAUAACACCAAACUUGGUGGCUUCCUCAUCCACAAGACCGGUCCAACAACCAGAGAUGGUUGGCCCUUCUCACUCUCAGAAGAGGAACAGCGAGUCCAACAGAACUAUGGUUGUUCUUUCAGCCACACCACCAAACACAUUGGCUUCCUCAUCCACAGGACCGGUCCAACAACCAGAGAUGGUUGGCCCUUCUCACUCUCAGAAGAGGAACAGUGAGUCCAACAAAACUAUGGUUGUUCUUUCAGCCACACCACCAAACACAUUGGCUUCCUCAUCCACAGGACCGGUCCAACAACCAGAGAUGGUUGGCCCUUCUCACUCUCAGAAGAGGAACAGUGAGUCCAACAGAACUACGGUUGUUUUUUCAGCCACACCACCAAACACAUUGGCUUCCUCAUCCACAGGACAAGUCCAGGGACCAGAUAUGAUUGGCCCUUCUCACUCUCAGGAGAAAAAAGAUGAGUCCAACAACGCUAUGGCUGUUUUUUCACCCACAGCACCAAGCUUCUUGGCUUCCUCAUCCACAGAACAAGUCCAACAACCAGAUAUGAUUGGCCCUUAUCACUCUCGGCAGAGGAACGAUGAGUCCAACGAUGUGAUUCUUCUACCCACAGUUCAAUACUUACUGGCUUCCUCAUUCACUAGACAAGUCCAACGUCAACCAGAGAUGACAGGCCCUUCUCAUUCUCAGAAGAGGAAUGAUGAGUCGCAAGCUGCGGUUGUUACACCAGCAAUACCAAACUCAUUGGCUUCCUCAUUCACUGGACAAGUCCAACGUCAAGCAGAAAUGACAGGCCCUUCUCAUUCUCAGAAGAGGAACAAUGAGUCCCAAGCUGCGGUUGUUACACCUGAAAUACCUAACUUAUUGGCUUCCUCAUUCACCGGACCAGAGAUGAUAGGACCUUCUCAUUCUGAGGAGAUGAACGAUGAGUUUAACCCUUCUCAGUUUCUGACUCUAGGGUGGUACAGCUCUACACCGGAGCAAGACAAGUAAUCUCAUCAAAAAACAUUGGACUUCUUAAGUUCAUAAAAGUUUCUUUAAACUGUGG
This is a messenger RNA of Arabidopsis thaliana (thale cress), 1780 nucleotides long. RefSeq names its product AT hook motif DNA-binding family protein. Gene Ontology annotation, biological process: regulation of DNA-templated transcription. Bases 1 to 1725 code for a protein of 574 amino acids. The record is from RefSeq and is marked reviewed. Gene Ontology annotation, molecular function: minor groove of adenine-thymine-rich DNA binding. Gene Ontology annotation, cellular component: nucleus. NCBI's taxonomy places the organism in Eukaryota, Viridiplantae, Streptophyta, Magnoliopsida, Brassicales, Brassicaceae. The transcript is spliced from 5 exons.